Molecule: messenger RNA, 3251 nt
Organism: Portunus trituberculatus (swimming crab)
Lineage: Eukaryota; Metazoa; Arthropoda; Malacostraca; Decapoda; Portunidae
Product: USP6 N-terminal-like protein
Exons: 13
Coding region: 240-2477 (745 amino acids)
Source: RefSeq, a predicted model, not a curated record
GGCAGCAGGCGAGCGGCGCGAGGCGAGGAACCAUCGUGCAGGCGCGGCCGCCAGGUGGCAGCUGCUGCAUGUACACAAGAGGACCAAACACUCCUCGAGAUGGGGCAUGGAUGGUGUUGAUUUUAUGACUGACGGGGCCUCCAGAGGUCGAAAAACCGCCAACACUGUAUCAAUUGGGUGCUGAUGUGAUGGGUGCAGGACCUUUUUCAAAUUGAUGACUCAAAUGCACCGCCAGCAACAUGGAUGCUGCUCGCAGAAGUCAAGACAUACGGAAGAUGUUGAAUCCCGACUCCCGUUCUCUCAUGGGAUUGAGCGAGGAAGAGCUGCUCAUCCGGGCACGGGAAGAGCGCGCAAACAUUGUUGGGCGCUACAACCUCGGGCGAGAAGAAGGAGCCGUGAUAGAUCCCUGGGAGGAUCCCGAGUUCGAAGUGUACCAUUCAACAGACCGAUAUGGCUUUAUACAUGACACCAGAUUACCACAGAACCGCUCAAAGGAGGAAGAGAAGAGAUUAGAGAUUGAGCUAUCUAGAAUUGACAAGUGGCUUAAAAUGAUUAGAACCUGGGAUAAAUACUGGGGGAAAGAAAAGUUUGUCAAAAGAAUUCACAAAGGCAUUCCAGAUAGAUUCCGAGGAACUGUGUGGGCAAGGUUACUCUUUUUAGAACAAAUGAAGGAGCAGCAGAAAGGAAAAUAUGAGGAAAUGAAACGGCUUGGCUGCAAGUGGUCACCAGAUGUUCGGCAGAUUGAUCUAGAUGUAAAUAGGACGUACAGGGACCAUACCAUGUUUCGGAAAAGAUAUGAUGAGAAGCAGCAGCAGCUUUUCCAUGUACUAGUUGCAUACUCUAUGUACAAUCAAGAAGUUGGUUAUUGCCAAGGAAUGUCACAGAUUGCUGCAUUGUUACUCAUGUACCUGAAUGAAGAGGAUGCUUUCUGGGCUCUUUCAGGCCUAAUGUCCUCCCCUAAAUAUGCAAUGCAUGGUUUCUUUAUACCUGGGUUUCCCAAGUUACUGAGGUACCAACAGCACCAUGAUAAAAUCCUUGAAAAGUUUCUCCCCAAACUGAAAAAACAUUUGGAGAGAAACUGCAUAGACUCUGGGCUAUACACUUUGAAAUGGUUCUUCCAGUGUUUCCUUGACAGGGUGCCAUUCCCCUUGACCUUGAGACUGUGGGAUAUUUUUCUGUUAGAAGGAGAACACUUGCUGUUGGCCUUUGCCUACACCGUCCUCAAGCUGCACCGACGCCAGAUUGCUCGUCUUGACAUGGACCAGAUCUUAGACUAUCUCCAAAAAAAACUGGAGAAAAACUUUGGUUACGAGGAUGAUUAUGUCAUAGAGAGUUUAGAGAAGGCAAUGGAGGAGCUCAAGAAGGUCAAACUGGAUCAUCCUGGGCCUCCACCAGACCAUGAGCUUCCCCAACAACCCUUUGGGAUGUUUAUAGAACCAACGAUCGAGAAAGAAUCUGGGAUCCGACGGGAAUUCACAGAGGAAGAGCGACUAAUAACAGAGAAACUGAUGAAACGAACAGAGACGAUCGGCCUGAAUGGGUCCCACCUGUCUGUUGACCGUGGAAAGAAAGGCUCAAGAUAUUCCCUGGAGUGCAGCAUUGAUGAAGUGAGCAGCCUUGGGGGUGUGGGAGGUUCCCGGGCUUCCCUUGCCAACACCUCUCUCACUUCUGCUGCUGACCUCUCCACCCUAUCCUCGGUGACCCUGGCACGGCGUGGGGACAUUGAUGCUGCUUCCAUUCAGUCUGGUCGGUCACUCAUUUCCCCAGACACUCGCUCAGUACAGUCAGUGCGCUCACCAAGAUCACCCACAGAGAGGUUCAGGCACUCAAAUAGUCAUUCACCCUCACAAUCAGCACCUCAUCGGACUAAUGGUGAUGUACAGAGUGAUACACAGUCAUUGCAGAGUGAAGGUGAGGUGGUACAUAAUGGUGAUUUGGGUAGCCCUGCACACAGCCCAUCUACCCCUCGACCUUCCUGCCUCUCAGUGAGCCAGAUGACAUUACAGGACAAGGAAGCAUUGCUUUCUGAGCCAGCUACUCCAAAGGCCACAGAGACACCUGACACUGUUCGUAUUUUUGUACCUUACUCAGGGAACACAGAUACAUUAACCCCAAAAGGUCAAGUCCCAAAAUCUGUCAAUGAUGAUCUGAAGGUAACAGCCAGUUCAACCGAUCCCAAUAAGAUCAUGAUACAUGUGGACAGAGAUGAACCAUCAUCAGUACCGUCUGAAUAUUCCUCUAAUCCAAGCAGUUCACCAAGAGAUCCUUCAAAUUUACUUGAGUCAUUAAGUUUAGAAAACUAUACAUCUGUAGAUUCAUCCUCUCAGGACCAUUCCACCUUAGUUCAAGACCUCAAAGUAUUUCCUCAGAACAAGGGUUUUUCCCCAUUAGUGUCUCCAACUCUACCAAGAUUGGAGACAUCACGGUCCCGACCUAUCACUCUUGACAGUCCAGAGUAUAGUGAAGGACUUCUUUAAGUACAAGCAGUGCUGAAGGCUUAAUUCAUAUUUGGGAAUUUUAAGUAAUAUGUAUAUAAAUUUUGGUGUAUCAGCAUGUUUAUAAAUUAUUUCGAUUGAUAGGGAAGUAGUAUUGAAAGUCUUAAAUGUCCAUUUCUUCACCAGGGUUGUAACAGAACAUAAUUGUUUUCAAGUUUUGUGUAUAGAAAAGUAUUGUCCAGAGUGGAAAGGAGUCCAAGUUACAAUAAGUGAUUAAUAAUAUUGAUAGAUGUUUGAGCACACAGCUCAUUACUAGUAAGUGUACUUAAUAGAGUUGAUGUUUAUAGAUGCAAUUGUCACUCCUAAUAAGUAUGGAGCCAAUACUAGCAUAUUUUUAUAUGACUCCUAUUCUAGUCUUCCUUGUGUUUUUCUUUUGUUAAUUAUUAUUUUUAUUAUUAUUAUUAUUAUUAUUAUUAUUAUUAUUAUUAUUAUUAUUAUUAUUAUUAUUAUUAUUAUUAUUAUUAUUAUUGUUAUUAUUUUCUGAUUUAUUUAUUUACUUUUUAUAUUAUUCAGUUAUUUUAUUAAUUUAUUCAUUUAUAUUUUUAGUGACAUUAUGAUUUGAUAAUGGACAAAAACUUGCAUUACAUUCCUUUUCUCCUUAAUGUGAGAACAAAACUCUGUUGUAGAGGUGUGCUGCUCUGUAGUCCAGAUAACCCACAGUAGUCAAGGUCACUAAAAAUUCUUAUUUUUAUAAGUCUAUUACAUAUUGAUUACUAUUUUUUCUGAGCAAAAAUCAUGAAUAUGUAUAUAUAUAUA